AUGUCAACGCCGUCUCAUUCCUCAGAGGUCCAUCCUUUCCUAAGAGGUAACUUUUCGCCCGUCACCCAGGAGUACGUCUCACAUUCUUGUCAGAUCGUACAUGGCCAGGUACCGCAAGAACUCUUCGGUGGACAGUACAUCCGCAAUGGGGGCAACCCAGUGUAUCCACCAGAGCAAGGCAGGCACUAUCAUUGGUUCGAUGGCGAUGGCAUGUUACAUGGCGUCUUCUUCGAUGGUCAAGGCCGGCCGUCAUACACCAACCGGCACCUUGCUACUCCGCUUUUAACGAUGACACUCCUUCUACUGCGAUCACCCCUUCCUUCUAUCGCCUUACUCAUUUCACCACUAUCAUCUCUCCACCGGAUCGUAGUGGCCAUUCUUCAGGCUUUUCUCAUCGCGCUUCGAGCACGCAUGGGGGUUCUCAGCGUGGCUAACACCAGCGUCAUCUGGUGGGGGCGUGGGCUAGGAUUAGAUGAGCUGGAAGAGGAUCAGGUCGAGGAUGUCCUUGGAGCGUCAGAAGUGUUGUCAAAUGAUCCUGAUCAACGUUUAUUAGCCACAUGCGAAUCAGGCCCUCCACUCGAAGUGCAAUUACCAAGUCUGAAAACCAUCGGAUGGGACAGACUUAAAGAUCCUUUCACUGGAGAGAGCCUCGCAGAGAGACGAGGUCGAUGGGAAUGGUGGAAACGUUUUGGCUUAAGCAGGGUACAGGAGGAUUGGAUGACUGCUCAUCCUCGAGUAGACCCCGUGGAUGGAUCGCUUCUCCUGUACUCGACGCAGAUGUUUGACGCUCCGUACGUGAGGUAUUCUGUGAUAGACCGGACAGGUCGUCAUGUCAUUUGGAAGGAAGGGAUAGACGUUGGGCGUGCAAAGAUGAUGCACGACUUCGCUGCAACCAGAACUCAUACAAUUCUGCUCAACCUACCCUUAACGCUAGCUCCCCACAACCUUUUCUCUCGCCCGCCCGUUCCACUGAUACACUUUGACCGUACGCUGCCAUCUGAAUUUGUCAUAUUUCCACGGCUUCAGCCACAGCAUCUGAUCCGUUUUCGGGAUCCUGAGCCAAGCCUAAUCUUUCACACUGCGAAUGCAUGGGACGACCACGACGGAAAUGGUUGUCUUCAAGCGGUCAACAUGCUCGGUUGUCGAUUUCGCUCGGCCAAACUCGUCUACGCAGCUGGAGCUAUCGACAUCCCAGCUGUGGAAAAGAAGUUCGGAGCAGGCGAUGUGGUUCGACUACAAUAUUAUCGGUUUGACAUGAAAGGUUCUGGGAAGAUUAUCCAUACGUUCCCACUCAGUGCUAUACCCUUUGAAUUUCCCACUCUGCCUCCGUUGCUUGGCAUGAGUCCGGCAAGAUACGUGUAUGGGUGUACCAUGCGAUCAGGUUCAUUUGAUGAGCGCCUAGGAGGCGCUGCGAAAGUCGACUGCAUCGCUAAGCUCGAUGUACUCGAGCUCAUAGAGCGGGGUCGCUGCCGGGGGAUCGGCAAAUCGGUGGAGCCAGUGGAUUCAAGAUCAUCAGCGGAGAUUCUCAAAGACUGGCAAGAUGGUAUAUCGGGGCCGAUAGAGAUAUUUGCCAUGCCUGCCGGGUGGUAUGCGCAGGAGCCAAGGUUCGUUCCUAGGUACGAUGGCAAGAACGAAGAUGAUGGUUUUCUACUCACUUACGUCUACGAUGAAUCACACCUACUUCCUGAUGGGACCCCUUCAAGUGAUUGCGAUGCGGGUUCAGAGCUUUGGGUGAUCGAUGCCCGCCGGUUGUCGCAGGGUAUGUCAGCAGUAAUUGCCAGAAUCAAAUUGCCACAGCGAGUUCCGUAUGGCCUUCAUGGUACUUUCGUACCGGGAUCGGCGAUGCACCACCAGCGGAAGGUGGAAGGGUCACUGCCCCCGCAAGAUCUGUUACAAGACAAGCUCGCUCGCUCGCGUUUGCAAAACUUCGUGUCGAUACUCUUCAAUAGACCAAUGUACCGAGACAAGUCAAAGGCUGAGAGGGUAAUACUGGCUCUCUUGUUGCCCAUUGGGGUGAUCAUGUUAGCAUUGUCGAUCAAAGAGGUGACAUCCUAUGUUGUAUCAAAACAGUUGUAA
Molecule: messenger RNA, 2076 nt
Organism: Kwoniella botswanensis
Lineage: Eukaryota; Fungi; Basidiomycota; Tremellomycetes; Tremellales; Cryptococcaceae
Exons: 6
Coding region: 1-2076 (691 amino acids)
Biological process (GO): carotene catabolic process
Molecular function (GO): carotenoid dioxygenase activity
Source: RefSeq, a predicted model, not a curated record